Phaeoacremonium minimum UCRPA7 is the source of this 729-nucleotide messenger RNA. RefSeq names its product putative nucleoside-diphosphate-sugar epimerase family protein. Lineage: Eukaryota; Fungi; Ascomycota; Sordariomycetes; Togniniales; Togniniaceae. Bases 1 to 729 code for a protein of 242 amino acids. The record is from RefSeq and is a predicted model, not a curated record. The transcript is spliced from 3 exons.
AUGUCUCGAGCACUUCUUAUCACUGGUGCCACAGGCAAGCAGGGAGGUGCCGUGGUCAAGGCUCUCCUGGCUGCCAACGCCGACUUUCAAAUUCUCGCCGUUACUCGAGACGCUGCAUCGCCGUCAGCGCAACGCCUAGCUAGCAAAUCCUCUAGAAUCAAACUCAUUCAGGGAAACCUCGACGACUGCGAUACCAUAUUCAAGGCUGCCAAAGCCGCUAGUAACACACCGAUCUGGGGCGUCUACAGUGUUCAGAUCCCUGCAUUUAAUAGCAAAGGCCCCAUCAUCGAGGAGAGACAAGGGAAGGCGCUUGUUGAUGCCGCUCUGAAGAACGGCGUUAAACAUUUCGUCUACUCCUCAGUCGAUCGCGGCGGCUCCCGGUCGAUCAACAAUGAGACCAAUAUCCCACACUUUGCCAGUAAACACCGCAUCGAACACCACUUGAUCAACAGUGCCAAGAAUAAUACCAUGGACUGGACAAUCCUGCGCCCGGUGGCUUUUAUGGAGAACUUCGAUGGAGGGUUCAUUGGCAAGGUCUUUGCAACGUCCUGGAAGAUGGUCGUCAAUAGACCGCUUCAGCUCAUCGCCACUGACGAUAUCGGCGUGUUCGGUGCUGAGGCUUUUCUAGAGCCAGAUAGGUACAGAGGUCAGGCUAUCAGCCUCGCUGGCGACGAGCUAAAAAUUGAAAAAGACACACCCAGAACUCACUACAUUGUCAACCUGGCUUGA